AUUCAGGUUCAUAUCUCUCAGCUUCAAUGGCGAACAAAUUACGAAAUGACAAGACUUGCGUGGCAAGUGUGGUGUUCUGCUUCUUGAUGUUGUCUUUUGUUCACAUGACAAAGGCAAGUCAAGCCAGAGUCACCCAAGCUAAGGAACUUGAGGUUCAAAAGCUUUUGAAUAAGUUGAACAAACCAGCCGUUAAGUCUCUUAAGAGUCCUGAUGGUGACACAAUUGACUGCGUACAUAUAUCGCAUCAACCAGCUUUUGAUCAUCCCAAACUGAAAAAUCACAAACUUCAGAUGAGGCCAACAUUUCUUCCGAAAGGAAUAAAAAGUUUUCCAGAAUCAUCAAAGACAAUUGAUCAAAUGUGGCACCAAAGUGGAAGUUGUCCUGAAGGAACCAUUCCAAUAAGAAGAACAACAAAAGAUGACAUCAUGAGGGCAAGCUCUUUCCAAAGAUUUGGGAUGAAGGAUAACAUGAGCAUCCCUAACUUGUCUGACUCACUUUACUCUUCGGCAAAUAAUCAUGAGUAUGCCACUGCAGAAGUGGUGAAAGAUAUAUAUUAUGGAGCCAAAGCAUUCUUAAACGUUUGGAAGUCAAAUGUUCAACAACGCAAUGAACUCAGUCUCUCUCAAAUUUGGGUGAUGAAUCAAGGUGAUAAUGAUAAUGUGCAGAGCAUCGAAGCUGGUUGGCAGAUCCAUCCAAUGCUAUAUGGUGAUGAUAGACCAAGACUUUUUGCAUAUUGGACAAGUGAUUCAUAUGAACGUACUGGGUGUUAUAAUCUACAAUGCUCGGGCUUUGUUCAAGUUACCAAUGCAGUAGUAAUGGGAGGCACCAUCGGACCAUUAUCUCUCUAUGAUAAUACUCAAUACGAAUUCAAUCUCCUUAUUUGGAAGGAUCGAGGAACCGGGAACUGGUGGCUACAAUUUCAGAAUGUAUUUGUGGGAUACUGGCCAGCUUUUAUGUUUGAGAGCCUAUCGGAGAGUGCAACAGUGAUACAGUGGGGAGGUGAAGUGAUCAACAGGAAAUCUAAUGGCAGACACACAAGUACAGAAAUGGGAAGUGGCUAUUUCCCACGUGUAGGGUUUGGGAGGGCAAGCUAUUUUAGGGACCUUUCCACAGUGAAUGAAAAUAAUUAUCUCGUCAUCCCUAAUUACAUUAGAGAUUAUGCCAGCAAACCCAGGUGCUACGAUAUAGUCCUCAACGGCUAUUCUAGGGACUUCGGGGCACACUUCUUCUACGGUGGUCCCGGAAGAAACCCAUACUGUCCAAUUUAAUCCAAAUGAUGAAGAUAUCAUAUAUAUGUAUGAGAAAUUUGAAAAGUCUAAAGCUAUCUAUCUAUCAUGUUAAGGAAAUACUUAAGGCCUCAUCAAUGGGAUAUAUUUUAUGUAAGGCCUGGUAAAAUAAGACUGGCCAGAGAAAAUUUCAAUGCGUUGUAGUGGUUUGUGUGGGCGUUAUAUGAUCUCAUGUUGUAUAAUAUAACGUUAUCCAGUGUUUGAUAACUGUGCCAUUAUAUAAAAAGUUAAAUACAA
Prosopis cineraria is the source of this 1523-nucleotide messenger RNA. RefSeq lists its product as uncharacterized. Lineage: Eukaryota; Viridiplantae; Streptophyta; Magnoliopsida; Fabales; Fabaceae. The transcript is spliced from 7 exons. Bases 27 to 1268 code for a protein of 413 amino acids. The record is from RefSeq and is a predicted model, not a curated record.